AAGAAAGGCAGAUGAAGAAUAAUAAAGAGAAGAAAGAAGAUGAAGUUUGGGGAUAAGGACUGAGAAAGAACAAGCUGUAGAAUUAAGAAAUUAAAAUAUAUAAUAAUUGAACGUUUCUAUAUAAACAAGAGAGAGAGAGAGAACGUGGAGUGCUGGAGGGGACAAAGAGAGAAAGAGAGAGAAUGGUGGGGACCGAUCCACCGCCCAUACGCACGCAGUCUUACCAAAACCAAACCCAUCUCUGAUCUCUUUUUUUUUUUUUUUUUCUUGGUCUCACCUCGUCUCAUUUUAUCUCAAAUCUAACCCAAACCCAAAAUUCACAAAGUACAAUUACAAUACCCUCUCUAGUCUGAGUCUCUACAAAAAUUGACAAGAAAAAGUUUGAAACUUUUCACAGACAUCUCCUCUCUUCAUCUCUCCUAAACUCUCACCAACACACAAACCCAGUACCUUUUACUUAUUUGUACACCAAAUAUUGAUGAUGAAGAUGAUGAAAUUCAGCUCAGAAUUCGGUGGGUGACACCAAAAAUCCACUCGUAUUCCUUUCUUGGUGAGGGCUAGCUCAUAAGCAAGUUCUACUUAGUUCAUUACCAAAAAGAGAAGAAGCAAAAAGAAAGUAGCCGCCCCAACAGUAUUAUUAUUCAACCUCUCCCUGUUAUUUAUUUCUCUUUCUUGCUUCCACUAUUCCUUCUUUCUCUUUUUCUUUUUUCAGUCACCAUAACAAACGUUAACACUUAGUGCUAUACUACGUUUUUUUUCCUAGUCUUUUUAGCCAUAUUUUUAGGUCUUGUUUAAGUGAAUAAAGAGAGAGAUUUAAUUUAGAUACUUCAAAAGGAAAGUUUAGAGAGAGAUAAAUUUUUAGUCAAAAGAACAACAUGGAUCCAGUAACGGCUCAUGGGCAUUCUCUUCCACCUCCUUUCCACACAAGAGAUUUCCAAUUGCACCAUCACCAACAGCAGCAGCAGCAAUUCUCUCACCACCACCAACAGCAGAACUCAGAAGAUGAACAAAGUGGGAGUAGCAGCGGUGCUGGGCUUAACAAGUCCCAGAAGCGGGAGCGUGAUGAGGGAAGUGAAGGCAAAGAACUGAUCCCUUCUGGUGGUUCAGGAGAGAUCACAAGAAGACCUAGAGGGAGACCAGCUGGAUCCAAGAACAAGCCCAAACCACCUAUCAUUAUCACUCGUGAUAGCGCCAACGCGCUACGCACUCAUCUUAUGGAAGUUGCUGACGGAUGUGAUAUUGUUGAAAGUGUAGCUACAUUUGCUAGAAGGAGACAAAGAGGUGUUUCUAUCAUGAGCGGAACUGGAACUGUAACUAAUGUAACAUUAAGACAACCUGCUUCACCAGGUGCAGUUGUUACUUUACAUGGUAGAUUUGAGAUUUUAUCUUUAGCUGGAUCAUUCUUGCCGCCACCAGCACCGCCUGCCGCGACUGGUUUGACUAUAUAUUUAGCAGGUGGACAGGGGCAAGUUGUUGGUGGAAGUGUUGUUGGUACGCUAAUUGCUUCAGGUCCUGUUGUUAUCAUGGCUGCUUCAUUUAGUAACGCUGCAUAUGAAAGACUUCCUUUAGAAGAGGAGGACGCACAGUUACCUAUGCAAGGAGGUGCAAUUGGGUCGCCCGGAGCGGUUGGGCAGCAGCAGCAACAUCAGCAGCAGCAGCAAGUUUUAGGAGAGGCAAAUGCACAGCUUUUUCAAGGAUUGCAGCCUAAUCUUCUCAAUUCUAUUCAGUUACCAGCUGAGGCAUAUUGGGCUACUGGUCGCCCUCCUUACUAACAGAAGAGAAAAAAAAAAGGUUGAUUCAAGUGGCAGGUGUAUUAGUUCAGUUAUGGUCUUCUUCUUAUCACAUUCAGCUUAGUUAUGAGCAAGAGAUGAUGACAGACUUUGUAGCUAGAGAAUUUGGGUUGUUGAGCAUUUUCAGGUUUCGUUUCUCUUUUAUUUUUUUCUUCGAAUUGCUGUUUUGCAUUUGAUGAUGAUGGUUAGCUUAUCAAUUCUAUUACAUGUCUCCUAUUGCUGAUUGAAGGACUGUAAAUUCUAAGAGUCCCCGAAAAUGAGUUUGAUUUCAUGUUAAUUACAAGUGUUGCAUAACUUGUUCCAAUUGAAGAACAGCCUAGAACGAUAGCUGGAUAGGACUGGUAGUUAAUUUGUCAUUGAAUCAUUUUCAUCAAAUGUGCUUGUUUCAGCUUUAUCAUUCUCUCUUAUAACAAAUCUACUUAUUUAUGAGGUAUCA
Molecule: messenger RNA, 2226 nt
Organism: Ricinus communis (castor bean)
Lineage: Eukaryota; Viridiplantae; Streptophyta; Magnoliopsida; Malpighiales; Euphorbiaceae
Product: AT-hook motif nuclear-localized protein 24
Exons: 1
Coding region: 876-1772 (298 amino acids)
Biological process (GO): vegetative to reproductive phase transition of meristem
Cellular component (GO): nucleus
Molecular function (GO): minor groove of adenine-thymine-rich DNA binding; DNA-binding transcription factor activity
Source: RefSeq, a predicted model, not a curated record